This is a messenger RNA of Thalassophryne amazonica, 865 nucleotides long. RefSeq names its product CD28 molecule (gene cd28). The coding region runs from base 44 to 829 and encodes 261 amino acids. The record is from RefSeq and is a predicted model, not a curated record. Gene Ontology annotation, cellular component: external side of plasma membrane. The transcript is spliced from 5 exons. Gene Ontology annotation, biological process: T cell receptor signaling pathway; regulation of T cell proliferation. Lineage: Eukaryota; Metazoa; Chordata; Actinopteri; Batrachoidiformes; Batrachoididae.
GCACAGUGCCAUCAUCACUUCCUGUGUAAGCCUCACAGUUUCCAUGACAGCAUGGAGAAACGGCGCACACAUAAAAUGUGCGCUUCACUGUUUUUCUCUAUUUGACCUGAAAAUAUUGAGUGUGAGCAGGAUGACUGCAGCUUGGUGCAUGAUGGCGUGGAGGCUGUUAGCAGUGCUGAGCGUGCCACUGCACGGAGCUAUAAAGGUGAUCCAGCCCCGUAAGGUGCUGAGCAUCAAUGGCACAGCAGAGAUCCAGUGCUUCAUCCAACCGUAUUCCUUUGACUACCAGAGUCCCAGCUUCAUUUCCGGCCCUGAGGUGUUCCGUGUCACCCUGCUGAGAGGACUCCAAGGCACAGAGGAGCUCUGUUCCUGUGCACACAACUCCACAAAGGGGAGAGACAGACUUGUUGAAAGUGAAGAGGUGCAGUGCUAUGCUCAAGGGAAAGGGGGAACUGUGGAGGUGGUAGUGCAUGGACUAAGGUCUACAGACACAGAUAUAUACCGCUGUAAGCUUGAGGUGUACUACCCACCUCCAUACCUGCACAUUACAGGCAACGGCACAGUAAUUCAUGUGUUGGACUGUCCUGAGCCAGAACCUCAGACACUUCACAUACACCAGAGUGAUGAAGCUGAUGAUGGGGAUGAUAAUGAUGUGAUAGUGGAACCAUCCAGUGUUCCUGUGGUCAUUCUGGUUGUACUGGUGAUAUUUGCCCUAGCUGUCAUUCUUUACAUCCAGUGUGGACACCGCAGCAGAUCCUCUGUCACAGUAACUCCUGACAUGUGGCACAAAGUGGAUGCAGUGAGGCUGUCAUGUGGGAAAACAGUUUGAAAAAAAAUGCAAAUGUGUGACAGGUCGUCACAUCCA